Molecule: messenger RNA, 2501 nt
Organism: Anolis sagrei ordinatus
Lineage: Eukaryota; Metazoa; Chordata; Lepidosauria; Squamata; Anolidae
Gene: AATF
Product: apoptosis antagonizing transcription factor
Biological process (GO): regulation of transcription by RNA polymerase II
Cellular component (GO): nucleolus; nucleus
Source: RefSeq, a predicted model, not a curated record
CCCAUCCAGCCAGGCCGGUGAAGAUGGCGGCGCCCUUGGCGGAGGAGCUGGCGCGCCUCCUGAACCCGCUCCCCCGCCCCUCGCUGGACCCCGAAGACGACCCCCAGGAUGCUACCGCAGCCCGAGUUGUUGACAAAUUUGACGAAGCUGCCCUUGAAGAGGAUGGCUUUCCUGUGGGCCACAUACGGAAAGCGAUUUCUGCAGACCUCUUGGAUACGGAUAAGCGAUACCAUGGGAAGGCCACGUCCCGAAAGGCCUUGGAGGAAGAGCUGUGGGGAGAACCCCCUCUCUCAGAUGAACACAUUUCAGACGAGGAGGAAAUGACAGCUGAAGAUGACCUUGGCAGUGACUCUCUUGAGGAGGACUUAGAUGAGGAUGCUGCAGAAAUGGAGGAGGAAGAGGAGGGUGAAGUGAUCAUUACUGGCCAAAAGGAAAAGAAAGUCUCCUCCGAGGACCAGAAGAAAUCAUCUUUCAGUUUCCAGGCUAUUGAUGAUUUUGAGAAAUUUGCAGAGGGGAUGGAUGAAAUGGUGAGUGAGGAUGAGGAAGAUGCCGACACGGAAGAGAGCGAUGAAGAUGGAAGGAGCUCGGAGGAGAGUUUUGAUGAGAGCAAGGAGGAGACGGCGGGUGAGGAUGAAGGCAAAGGCAACAGGGCACUGUUGACAUUCUCUGAAGACAGAGUGGUUGAAGAAGUCGCUAGAGGAAAAGCCGUGAAAAAUCAGAUAGCUCUCUGGGAUCAGCUCCUGGAAGGACGGAUAAAACUGCAGAAAGUCCUCUUGACAGCCAACCAGCUUCCACAACCGGAUACCUUUCCCGAGUUUAAGAACAGAGGAGGGCCGGAGUUUGCCGAAGCGCUCAAGAACAAUUACAAAGCCUUAAAGGCUUUGUUGAGAAGUCUGGUAGAUCUCCAGGAUGAGCUGUUGCAUCAGUAUUCGGGGACAAGACAUCUAGUGAAUGGACAGCAGGCGAAAAAAGAGAGUGAUGACGAGAUUCCAAGCAGCCCUGACGAAGAUGCCGAAGAAGAGGAGGAAGGCGAGACGAAAAAGAGGGUGAUGCAAAGGCCGCCGAAGCGGAAGCUCGAAAUGGAAGCAUACCCAGAGUUUGCGGCCAAGCGAUUUGCUGACUUCCAGACCUACCGGAACAGCACCUUGCAAAAGUGGCAUGAUAAGACCAAGUUGGCUUCUGGCAAACUGGGCAAGGGUUUCAGUGCCUUUGAGCGUUCAGUCUUGACUCAGAUUGAUCAUAUUCUGAUGGACAAAGAGAGAUUACUCCGGCGGACACAUACCAAGCGGUCGGCGUACAGGGUUUUGGGGAAGCCACAACAAGCACCCGAGCCCCUUCUGGAAGCCUUGCCAGGACAAAAGGAGGCUGUUCCAUCGACUGUGUCAAAUGCACACCUCAAGGACCUGGAUGAGGAGAUCUUUGAUGAUGAUGACUUUUACCAUCAGCUCCUCCGGGAACUUAUUGAACGUAAAACCAGCUCAUUGGAUCCAAAUGACCAAGUGGCGAUGGGCAGGCAAUGGUUGGCCAUCCAGAAACUGCGGAGCAAAAUCCGGAAGAAGGUGGAUACCAAGGCCAGCAAAGGGAGGAAAAUCCGGUAUCACGUCCACAGCAAACUCGUGAGCUUCAUGGCUCCCAUUGACCACUGCACAAUGAAUGAUGAUGCCAGGACGGAGCUUUACCGGUCUCUCUUUGGCCAGCGGACCCACCUUGAAGGAGGAGGAGACAAGUCGUGAUGACGACGGAGCUGCAAGAGGUGGAGCGUUUGCUGCUUUUCGUAAGCCCCCUUUGCGGCUUCUCUCCGCAUAAACACCCAGCCAGUGGAGCCGCCAAAAUACUUGGUGCUUGGGAAUAUCGCCAUUGGCCCACUUCAUUUGAUCCAUCUCAAUGCCUUUGAUAAUCCGUUGCCCUCCGCACCGCUUUUCCCCUAAUGUUCCCAUAGCUAGUGCCCGUUGCUUCGAUUUUAGAGUCUGCAAAUAGCCAUGGCUCGGCCGAGUCCAAAUGAAAGGAAACCCGAAACGACCCAGACCUUGUUUUCCUUCUCUCGUUGCAAACCUUGAGUUCCUCCCCAAAACUCUGUGGAAUGAAAUCAGAACAAUAUGGAUAAAGUUCUGUCAUAUUUUAGUGGAUGUUGGGGUUACAAUGGAGGUGGGUUUGGUUAUCCUCAGCGGGGUUUUGAGCCUGUAACUAUCCGACAUGGGUUCCUGCUCCGUGUUAAGGAGCCGUCGCACCGGAUACGCUUCCUUUAGAGUCCACACUUAUAUUUUGACUACAAUCACCUCCCACGUUUGUUGCAGAUCAGGGCACAGAAAGACACCUUUGUAGAUUCAAUCAGUUUAUUUUACAUUUAGACGAAGACUGCUACAGACAGCUAUUUUGGGUCCUUCAGCCAUUUUGGCUAAUGAACAUCCGGGCAGUGUGAGAAAGACUUUUUCUUACCCUAUUAGGCAUUUUUUGGUCUUCCGGUGUGGCUCUGGGUUCAAAAGUUGACCGUCAAGUCAUAG